Molecule: messenger RNA, 2494 nt
Organism: Ornithodoros turicata
Lineage: Eukaryota; Metazoa; Arthropoda; Arachnida; Ixodida; Argasidae
Exons: 7
Coding region: 110-1867 (585 amino acids)
Source: RefSeq, a predicted model, not a curated record
GCACGGGAUACUGACGUUUUGUCUCCGUCUGUGGCGUCUUUAUCCGCUGAGGAGCAGCGAACCCUUCGAAAUUUCUGGUUGUUAAAUUCCUACUCUAGUAAACCGAAGAAUGUGGUUCCACGAACCGAAGAUAUUGACUCACUUGUGCUUCGCUUUCUACCUGGUUGUGGAACCAUCCAGGGGCUUUCAAAGCCACUUCACGUCGCCGAUCGUCUAUGACCAGAACUCACGACCAGCCAAGGAAUUCCAGGAGGGAGGGCAAUUCUCUCGAUGGUACAACUCGGCACGCCUUGAUUCUGAGUUUACCAAAGACAGAGGGUUUGGGCUUCGUGCGGGAGCCCCCCCGUUCCCGGAGACUGUGUGCAUCGAAGAUUCUGACUGCGUGUCCAAUAUUACACGAGGAUUCACGUGCAAUGCAGAUGUGGAAGGUCAGCUGGGCAACUGCUCGUGCCCCGAGUUUAUGCCGGUGCUGUUGCCAGACAAAGGUUCCUUUCAAUGUUACAAGGUUGGCAACCUGCUAAGCCCGUGCGAGAGAGUGGAGCAGUGCGGCUUCACCAACCAGUACCUCCAGUGCGAAGGUGGUUUCUGCAUAUGCCCAGCAAACAUCACGGUCAAGCUCGGGUUCAAGUGUAUGCCAGCUCGUCCUCUUCACAGUAACUGCACUACCACCGAUAGUUGCUCUGAUCCGUUCACAGUCUGCAAGGAUGGAAGAUGCACCUGCAGGAUUUAUUACAGCGAAAGAGACAAUGCUUGUGUCUAUACAGGAGAAGCAACGUGGAAGAUUAUCUGCAUGUUCGCAUUUCCAGCGCUCAUUGCCAUCGCCAUAGUCAUAUUUCUGGCCCUGGCUUCUUGGGAAAUAAUCAGAGAGCAGCACGUGAGGGACGAAUCUGGAACCUCCUCCACCAGCAUCAUAUUGGCCAUCCCUCUGCUGAAACAUGGUGUUCAGCAGCGGGACACGACAUCGCUUCUUAGUGAAUCCCGGAGCGAGCAAGAUCCACGAGGCGGCGCAGCGCAGCCCAAAGUUCAAUUCCCGUUUGACGCCAAUGAAGGAUAUAAAGGAAGGGACCAUGCAAACAAAAAUCCUCGCGUACGACCAAUUAAAACAGAAACGACGCCCAAGAAAGACCUUUGUCAGAAUGUAGAGAUUCGCCGGUUCAGCUAUCCAGGUUCUGGUACCAAAUUACCCGGAGCAGACCCGGACUUCCUGCUUAAAUAUACAAAGCCGAUGGCGACCGACGAUCCUGUUAUCGAAACACGACAACGUAGCCAGGAUCCCUAUGUUACUGUUGCUCCCCUCGUGUCCUCAUCGUGUCCACGUUUCGGGCCAGUAGUCAAGAUGAUGAGACGCAGCCACUCCAACCCCAACAUGCAGACGAGCAAAAGUGGUCAGCAGGAAGACCCGCAGCGAAGGACAUCGAAGACUGUACGCAUCGGAGCCCAAGAGAUAUCGAGGACGGUGACGUACGUGCCGUGCGCCGUGGAGUCUAAUAACGUGAAUGGCGCGACCGGUUCAACCCCAUGGCUCCCGUUGGACGAUGAUGUAUUUGUAGUGCGCUUCCCGAAGAUAGCUGCGCCCUCGCGCAGGUCUAUUGAUGAUGCUCUACGAACCGUCGUGGGCAAAAACAAAUCGCGAAAGGAAGUCCACCACCAAGGUGAAGCCUUAUCGAAAGAUGUAUGUGUAGAAGACAGCCUGCUGUCACUGGAGGAGCUCGGACUCACCAGUGCAGACUUUCCAGACACUGCCAACAGCACAAGCGCACUUGAGUUGCCGCAACUUGGAUGGGAUGCAUUGUCUAAGCGCUUUCCACAGCUUGCUCAGCUGGAUCUGCCUGCGUGUGCUGAUCCACCCAAUCCAUUUGAUAUAUAACAAGGGGGCUACUAAAUCACAUUUAGCUAUAUAAAAUUUUCACACAUUCUAUAAGCUAAUAAUGUGUGCAGAACUACAUAGGGUAAUUCAAUGUGAGGCCGAAGUAUAAAGUCGUAAAAAACAGUAUUGACCUAGACAUGGUUCAGAAAGAUUGAACUAUAUGUAAACACCUCUUCUUUGAGUUUGCUCUUUAUUAAACAGAUAUUUUACAGUGUAUUAAUACGCGUAGAUUAUACUGGUUCAGACACUUGUCGACUUAUGACGAGCUGUCUAUUGUGUGAAGGUCGAUUUGUUCCGCAUCCACGCGCUUUGACGUAUGCUUAGUGUGGCUUUCUGUUACCUGGUGUGGACCACUGUGAUACGUACGAGGGGAUGUUCAUUCAUUGUUAUGGGAACUAGAAGAAAGCUGCUCCGUUUAUUACACAACCUGCCAUUUGAUGCUGAGACAAGGAUAAUUGAGACGAAAAGCCCCCUUGGGCGUUACUUCAUAAUGAUUUCUUUGUACUUCUGGUAAGCUUUCUUGUAGCAUCUCUGAAAAGCGAAAAGGAAAGGAUCCGAAAUAAAUCGAGGUCCAAGGCGUACAUUUUUAGCAAGAGUUAUCAAAAUAAAAAUGGAAUGGAAUUACCA